Molecule: messenger RNA, 450 nt
Organism: Staurois parvus
Lineage: Eukaryota; Metazoa; Chordata; Amphibia; Anura; Ranidae
Source: the annotation of a GenBank genome assembly
AUGAUUUCUCUCUGGCACUCAGUGAUCACCGAGUACUACCAAUGGGGGAAAGAACUGUAUGUAAAUGAUACAGUUCUUUCCCCUAUCAGCUCCUGCACACUGCUUUGUAUGGCUCUCCAUAACAGAGCCGUACAAAGCAGUGUUCUUACAGUGGAAAGCACUCAGCAUACUAUGAAACAGCACACAGUUAACCCUUUGAUCACCCCACAUAUUAACCUCUAUAUAGCCCAGUGCCAUUAGUACAGUGUCAGUGCUUUUUAUUAGCACUGAUCACUGUAUUGGUGUCACUGGGGAUGUCAGUGAUACCAAGUCAGUUCCCCCCAGUGUCAGAAUGCUUGUUGCAGUCCCGCUAUAAGUCACUGAUCGCCACCAUUACUAGUAAAAAAAAAAAUCUAGUAUAUAUACUGCCAUUUGCAAACACUAUAACUUUCAUGUAAACCAAUUAAUUUA